AUGAAAGAAGUCUGGGAUCAAUGGGAUGUCGAGACCAAGCAGCUGUUCUAUUGUAACUACGGUGACCUGCCUUAUCUGCUCAGUGUCAAAGUGGACAAGUAUUUAUUUCGGGCCCUUGCUCAGUUUUGGAAUCCUGCCUACAGUUGUUUCACUUUUGGGAAAGUAGAUUUGACACCUACUGUGGAGGAGUAUACGACCUUGCUUCGGUGCCCAAAGAGUCAAGUCGACAAGGCUUAUUCUAGAGCUGCUUGUGUCCCUCCGUUGUUAAAGAAAUUAAUGAACAUCACUGGGAUGAGCGAGCAGUGGGUUGCUACCCGAAUCCAACAGAAAGGCGACAGUAAAUGCGUUCAUUGGAAAAGCUUACGAGAUUUGGUGCUUGUACAUCCUGACGUAAAGAAAAGGGUCGAUGUCUUCGCUUUAGGUACCUACGGAUUAGUGGUCUUCCCCAAAGCUUUAGGACACGUAGACGAGGCUGUAUCUGAUUUGUUUGAUCGGCUUAGUAAAGGGGUUACACCGGUUCCGGCAAUACUGGCUGAAACUUUUAGAUCCUUCAAUACGUGUCGAAAAACAGGUGAGGGAAGGUUUAUUGGAUGCACGCAGCUUUUAUUGGCAUGGUUUCAUAGCCAUUUCUGGAAAGUGGAAAAUGUCUCUUAUCGGGUAUUCUCUGAUAGCUACUCCCCUCUAGAAGAAUUGGUGGCCACGCCAAGACGGGAUGAUAUUUCAGAAGAAAGAUGGAUAGAGAUACUCCAGAAUCUCCAGGAUGAAGAUAUUGAAUGGAGGGCUCCUUGGUUAAUUCCUGAUGAGAUAUUGUACCGAUGUGGAGAUUUCGACUAG
Messenger RNA from Gossypium raimondii (Peruvian cotton), 834 nucleotides. RefSeq lists its product as uncharacterized. The transcript has a single exon. NCBI's taxonomy places the organism in Eukaryota, Viridiplantae, Streptophyta, Magnoliopsida, Malvales, Malvaceae. The record is from RefSeq and is a predicted model, not a curated record. The coding region runs from base 1 to 834 and encodes 277 amino acids.